AUGAAGCUCUUCAUGUGCUUCGGCGGUGCGGCGGCAGCAGCGGCCGUGAUCGACGACGAAGCGGCCGAGGUGGCAUCCAGACACCUGCAGGGCCAGCGUCGUGGCCGCCAGAGCCUGUCGUUCCGGAGGAAGUUCCUGCCCGGUUACAAGGGCGGCAACGAGAAGAAACCGUCGGCGGCGCAACCGCUGGCCGAGUCAAAGAAGCGGGGGAUGGACGCAGACGCCGACGUCGUCUACGGCGUGUCCAGGGCGUCGUCGGUGGCGUCCUCGGCGCUGCUGAGCUCCGCGUCGUCGCUGGACUCGGACACAUCAUCGGCAUCGUCGGCGUCGUCUCGCUCCUCCACCGCCUCGUCCUCGCCGUCGGUCUCGGGGGUGCUUUAUCCGCCGCCGGUCAAGCGGCAGGCGGAUAGUAAUAAGAUGCCCGCGUCGUCGUCCCCGGCGGCGGGCGCGGCGGCCGUGGUGCUGUGCCUCCUCAUGGUGGUGUUCUGCGGACGGGUCGGGGCCACGCUGCUCACGUCCACGGCGCUCUACCUCUUCCCCCGGCGGUGGCCCGCCAGGACGACGCGUAAGGAGAAGAGGGGCGCCGUCGACUCGCUGGAGUGUGACGCCGCCGCUUCGGCAAGCGAGGACGAGGAAGUGGAGACGGCGAAGAGGAAGGUGGUUAUGGAGGGGUCCUUGGUGAGGAACCGCAACAAGUGA
Miscanthus lutarioriparius is the source of this 699-nucleotide messenger RNA. The record is from the annotation of a GenBank genome assembly. Lineage: Eukaryota; Viridiplantae; Streptophyta; Magnoliopsida; Poales; Poaceae.